Molecule: messenger RNA, 4372 nt
Organism: Seriola aureovittata
Lineage: Eukaryota; Metazoa; Chordata; Actinopteri; Carangiformes; Carangidae
Product: hexokinase-2-like
Exons: 11
Coding region: 142-1647 (501 amino acids)
Biological process (GO): glucose 6-phosphate metabolic process; intracellular glucose homeostasis; glycolytic process
Cellular component (GO): mitochondrion; cytosol
Molecular function (GO): glucokinase activity; D-glucose binding; fructokinase activity
Source: RefSeq, a predicted model, not a curated record
GCGUCUCCACAUGUUGCGACAUUAAUCCCUCGUCCUCAGAUGAGGUGGGUGUUAAACACGGUCCCGGACUGAGCUCUCUCACUCCGUCUCAGUCAGUGAGGAAGUUGACUGCUGUCAGUUCGAGCAGCGCGGGAAGGAGAGAUGAGCAACGCAGCGGCAAACGGCAAGAAGCCUAAAAUGAGUGGAGAGACCGUGAACCUGCACGUGGACGGCAUCCCUCCGGACAGGCUCAGUAAGGUGGAGAAGUACCUGGAGCUUUUCCAUCUGCCCCAGGAGAAGCUGAAGGAGGUUUCUGCUCGGCUGAAGAGGGACCUGAUCCGAGGUUUAGGGAAACACUCGCAUCACAGGGCGGCCGUCAAGAUGCUGCCCACCUUCGUCCGGGCCACGCCAGACGGGACAGAGAAGGGCGACUACCUGGCGUUGGAUCUGGGUGGAACAAACUUCCGUGUGCUUCACGUCCGUGUGGUGGAGGAGCAGCAGAGGGUGCUGAAGAUGGACAGUAAGAUCUGUGCCAUCCCUCAGGAGAUCAUGCUGGGGACUGGAGAACAGCUGUUCGACCACAUCGCGGCCUGUCUCAGCGAAUUCCUCGACUCUCAGGACCUGAAGGGACAAACUCUCCCCCUGGGCUUCACCUUCUCCUUCCCCUGCGAACAGAAAGAAAUCGACAAGAGCAUCCUGAUCCGCUGGACCAAAGGCUUCAACUGCUCCGGAGUGGAGGGAAGAGACGUGGUGCAGCUGCUGAAAGAGGCCAUUCGCAGGAGAGGGGACUACGAUAUAGGCUCGGUUGCCAUGGUGAACGACACGGUGGGCACGAUGAUGAGCUGUGGAUACAGGGACCAGAGCUGUGAGAUCGGCAUGAUCAUAGGCACGGGAACCAACGCCUGCUACAUGGAGGAGAUGAAGAACGUGAAGCGGGUGGAGGGCGAGGCCGGGCGCAUGUGCAUCAACACAGAGUGGGGCGGCUUCGGAGACGACGGCUCCCUGAGGGACAUCCAGACGGAGUUUGACGUGGUGGUGGACCAGACGUCCAUCAACCCCGGCGUCCACACCUUCGAGAAGAUGAUCAGCGGCAUGUAUUUGGGAGAAAUCGUUCGACUGCUGCUGGUGAAGCUGACGGAGGACAAGCUGCUGUUUAACGGACAGACGUCGGAGGCGCUGCUGACCCCGGGCAGUUUCGAGACCAAGUUCAUCUCUGAGAUCGAGGAGGAGGGCACCGGUCUGGAAAAUGGCCAGAACAUUCUGACCGAGUUGGGUGUGAAGUGGGAUCCGGUCGACGUACGCGUGGUGCGUCUGGUCUGCGACACCAUUUCCUCGCGCUCCGCCCGUCUCUGCGCCGCCGCCCUGGCAACCAUCGCCAACCGAAUCCGUGUCAACCGAGGGCUGGAUCACCUGAAGACCACCGUCGGCGUGGACGGGACCGUCUACAGAAAACACCCCAAUUUCAGCGAGGAGCUCCAGGACACGGUGCGCCUCCUCGUCCCCAAGUGUAGCAUCUCCUUCCUGGUCUCGGAGGACGGCAGUGGGAAGGGCGCUGCCAUGGUAACGGCUGUGGCUCAGCGGCUGGCUCUCCAGUCCAGGCUGUUAGAGGACAGUGACGGUGAGGAUGAGGAGGUGGAGGAGGACGAGGAGGAGGAGGAAGAUAAAUAAGAGUAGAGAGGAUUCAGAUGAUCCACAACACUCAGAGGCAGAGCACAUGGAAGUUUAGCCUUCAAACAUGGAGUUUGAAACAUUAUUUUGUUUUUAAAGCCUGAAAUAUUUUCUUACAGAUAUAAUUUUUAAUAUAAUGAACUAUGAGAGAAGUUCUCUGAUCAUUUACUUCAGUAUAUAAAUCAAUUAAACACUGUAGAAGUUCUCUGUUACAUUCAAAAUUGUACUUUAUUCAGGAGAUAAAAUCAUUUUGCAAGUUAAGUUUGUAUAUGAAAUAAAACGUGAUCACUUUCAAAAAUAUUUGGACAAAAUACAAAAAGAUACAGAAUGUUUCUAAAAUUAAAGUUAGCCUUGAACAACAGCCUUAAAAUGCUGCUUAGAACAAAUCAAUAUUGUGGUGAAAGAUAUUCUGGGAUAAGUGAAUGUCCUGUAUGGAAAUUUACUUUAAUAAAAGUAGAAAAUUAUUAUCAAAAAAUAUAAUUCAAGUACCAUCAAUCGAGAAUGACCCUUUUAAAAUAUUAUAUAUUAUAUCAUUGGAUUAUAAUUAAGAUAUAUUUCUGUGUGAAUCGCUUUAAUUUGGCAGCUUUAUAUAGAGUUUGGUGGAUCGAAAUUUCAAAGUUAUAUCUCAACUUAAAAUUUUGAUGUAGCCUACUUAUUAUUAACUUGAGUUUUUUCUGAUGUUUGGUACUUAAUGCUUCUGCUCCACUAAAUUUCUGAGGCAAAUAUCGUACUUUAUACUUCACAAUAUCUGUCAGACAUACUCUAUAUAGUUACUAGUUACUUGUUAAUGAAAUUUGAUGUUUUUACAGAUUUUACUACCCAGAAAUAUAUGAAAUAAAUCAAACUAGCUUCUUUUCUAGCAGCUACAACAUGAAAAUGCCAUGUAAACAUUACAAUGAAAGACUGAUACCCCUCUUCCUCUGCUGUGUAAUGAAUAUUUUUUUUAUUUGGUUUACAACAUGUAUUUUCUCUUCCUUAUGUCACUUUUUGAAUUCAGAACUUAAAUAACAGUAUUUUUUCAGUACAGUAUUUCAAGUUUUACUUCAAUAAAAUCUGAAUAUCUCUUCCACCACAUAAAACAUUGAUGAGUAUAUUGAGUUUUAUUAAUCUGCAAAGUGACUAAAAUGACCAAAUAAAUGUGAUGGACUGUACUGUAACCUCGUCUUUAAGAGGUUCAUAUGCUACUAAAACACUUAUGUUGUGGGGACAAUGUUAUCGCUGGUUGGAUUAUGUUUUUUUGCUCUUGCUACAUAGCUAACGUUAGCAUUAACAGCUGUUUACUUACCAGUGUAGUAAAGAAACGUUGUGAGUUCAGCAUCAAACUUAAUUCCUUUACUCACAGAGAGCUGUCUCCAGAGGUGGAAAACACACCGAUGUUAACUCUUGUCUCUAUCACGUCUUUUCUUCUACUGAAGUUAGCAUGCUAACCAGCUAGCAUAGGCCCAUCUCAUUACUUUCCGAUAGCGAGUCACUGUAGCCUCCAAUCAGCCCUGAAGAAGUAGCGCUGCUCAGAGGACGUAUUAUAACCUCCGUAUCAAUGUAUUUACGACUUCACAAAUAGAUUUGACAAUAAAUCAACAUUUCCUCGUUACGUUAAAGGAGCUAUUUGUAAGGUUUUGCUACUGCUACAUUGCCAACGUUAGCAUUAACAGCAGAUUACUUACAAGUCUUCAGCCAUCGUUGUGUUUACAAUAAAAGAGGUUAGAAUAUGUCUUCAGAGCAGCUACUUCUUCAUGGCAGCCUGGAUGCUACAGUGACUGGGUAUCAGAAAGUGAUGAGAUGGGCUGACUGGGCUGGGGCUAGCUGGUUAGCGUGCUAACCUAAGUAGAAGAAAAGAAGUGAUAGAAAUAGAAGCAAAACAAGAGGGUUGCUUUCCACCACUGGGCGUGUAAAAGGAUGAAGUUUCAUGCUGAACUUACAACGUUUCUUCUAGACUGGUAAGUAAACAGCUAAUGCUAACAUUAGCUCUGUAGCAAUAAUAAAACAUACAAAUACCUUCGGUUACUGUUCCCUCAAAAACAUAUUUUAGUUUUAAGUUUGAAAAUUGUCCUUGUUCUAACAUAAACACGCAGUAGUUGUUAACAUGCAUCUUAGCAGGUACACAUUAGCAUACUAAUGCUAGCAGCCAACCCAGAGCUCACUGCGGCUUUAAUCACAGUUUGUUGCUCGUGUUGAACAUUUCAAUUGUCUUAAUCAUCUGCUUGUUGUAUCUUAUAUAUGAGAAAUGAUGAAAUAAUGAAUCAGACAGAGGGGGAGAGGAGCAGAGGAAGAGGAGGGGGUGAUUCACUGAUGAGCCAUUAGAGACAUACUGGAAAAGACUUCAUCACUUUGUUCAACCUCCUCACCACGGCUGUCUUUUAGUUUUUAAAAUCAAUAAAUCUUUUACUGCUUCUGUUUUAAUUAAAGGGACUUGAUUGUCAGUGGUGAUACUGAUGAAUGGAUAUUAGUUUAUGUUACUUUAGAUACAAGUUGUUUUUUUGUUCGUUUGUUAAUCUCUUUGAAUAAAUUUCAAUUUUAGGGGCACAAAACAUUGUGCUAUAUUCCUCCAACAAAACCCUCCAAGACCAUGAGUUGGUGUUAUGUUAAUUAUGGCAUUCUCUCCCUGUUAUUGAUGUUCUGUCCGUUUUCAUGAGAAGCAUUUGGUGUGUGUAAUAUCUGAAGCACUUUGAGCUGCGUUUCUUGUGUAAAAGGUGCUAUACAAAUAAAGUUUUGUUGAAUAUUAUAA